AACAUAUAUCGAGGGAGUCCUCGUUAUACAAAAUUAACGCUAUCGCAUUAAACAAAUUAUCGAGAAGUAUCUUUCAUUGUCGUGUGCUAAUUGAUAAUAUUUUGGGCAAAAUGGCUGCUACACGUGAGCACGCCAGACGCCAACAAUGAGCCGGCUGUCAGAACAAAAAGAUCAGCAGUCUUACACUGAAGUGAGCACCUUUCAGAUUAGCGACGGAUUACCGCGCAAUAUGGAACCCGUUAAAACAAGUCGCAUCUUUUUAGCCGCCGUCGCGGCCAACUUGUCCGCCUUUGUGGUGGGCACUUGCCUGGGCUGGACAUCGCCCAUUGGACCCAAACUCAAGAGCGCAGACACCUCCGAUUCGCCCUUGGAUCGACCUAUAACUGCCGAUGAAGAUGCCUGGAUUGCAUCGCUGAUUGCCAUUGGCGCCUUGAUUGCGCCUUUUGUGGCUGGACCACUGGCUGAUCGCAUUGGCCGGAAGUGGACGCUGCUCUCGAGCAGCUUCUUCUUUGUCGUCGCCUUUCUGCUCAACAUGGUCGCCUCGGAGGUGUGGAUCUUGUACCUGUCCCGCCUCGUUCAGGGCUUUGGCGUUGGCUUUGUGAUGACCGUGCAGCCCAUGUAUGUCGGUGAGAUUUCCACAGACAAUGUGCGUGGGGCCACUGGAUCGCUGAUGCAGCUGUUCAUUGUUUCUGGCAUUCUUUAUGUCUACGCCAUUGGCCCGUUUGUCUCCUACAUGACGCUGCAAUGGUGCUGCAUUGUGCUGCCCAUUCUUUCCGAUGUGGUCUUCUUCUUCAUGCCCGAGAGUCCUUACUACUUUGCCGAAGGGCGCAAAACGGAUGCAGUGCGUUCACUGCAAUUCCUGCGUGGCCAGAGCGCUGAAGGUGUGCACGAUGAGAUGGCGCUAAUUCAGGCCAAUGUGGAGGAAGCUAUGGCCACCAAGGGCACAUUUAUGGAUCUGUUCAAGAGUCCCAGCAAUCGCAAGGCGCUCUUCAUCUCUGCCGGCCUCAUCUGCUUCCAGCAACUGUCAGGCAUCAAUGUGGUGCUCUUCAAUAGUCAGUCCAUCUUUGCCAGUGCCAACACAGGACUUGAUCCGGCCAUUGCCACCAUUAUCAUUGGCUGUGUGCAAGUCAGCUCCUCGGGUCUGACGCCCAUCGUUGUGGAUCGUCUGGGUCGUAAGAUGCUGCUGCUCAUCUCGUCCAGCAUUAUGAGUGUGGGAUUGGCUGCGCUGGGCGCCUUCUUCUACAUGCAGCUGGUGGUUAAGGACAUCUCCAGUGUGCUCUGGUUGCCGGUGCCCGCUUUGAUUCUCUACAACAUUGUUUAUUGCACCGGCUUUGGUCCGUUGCCUUGGGCUGUGUUGGGUGAGAUGUUCCCGGCAAAUAUCAAGUCAGUUGCUUCGUCGGUGGUGGCCAGCACAUGCUGGACUCUUGGAUUCUUGGUAACACGCUAUUAUCCUGCACUCGACGCGCUUGGUGCCUAUUAUGCAUUCUGGUUGUUUGCUAUCUUCAUGGUUGUUGCCUUCUUCUUUGUGCUCUUCGUGGUGAUGGAGACCAAGGGUCUGAGUCUGCAGCAGAUUCAGGAUCGCCUCAAUGGCAAGCGAAACUAAGCAGAUGUUGUCGUAGUUAUAUAAAUAACUUUGCCGAUCCUAUAUUUAAGUUGUAUAUGCAAGUAUUUUAUUACCUAAUUCUAAGCAUAUUUUUAAAUUGUUAUUCAUUAUUGUUCCUCUAUAAUAAAAGAACACAACAAUUCAAUAUAAGA
This is a messenger RNA of Drosophila albomicans, 1755 nucleotides long. RefSeq names its product facilitated trehalose transporter Tret1. The record is from RefSeq and is a predicted model, not a curated record. Gene Ontology annotation, cellular component: membrane. Gene Ontology annotation, biological process: carbohydrate transport; transmembrane transport. Lineage: Eukaryota; Metazoa; Arthropoda; Insecta; Diptera; Drosophilidae. Gene Ontology annotation, molecular function: sugar transmembrane transporter activity.